Acanthopagrus latus (yellowfin seabream) is the source of this 1546-nucleotide messenger RNA. RefSeq names its product serine/threonine-protein phosphatase PP1-beta catalytic subunit. Gene Ontology annotation, biological process: regulation of circadian rhythm; circadian regulation of gene expression. Gene Ontology annotation, molecular function: protein serine/threonine phosphatase activity. The transcript has 8 exons. Lineage: Eukaryota; Metazoa; Chordata; Actinopteri; Spariformes; Sparidae. The record is from RefSeq and is a predicted model, not a curated record. Bases 101 to 1084 code for a protein of 327 amino acids. Gene Ontology annotation, cellular component: nucleus; cytoplasm.
GUCCUAAAUGGGAGGAGGUUGGGGAUGCGUUUGUGUUCAGUGAGGCGGUGCCUGCCCUGCCAGCUCCAGACUGCGGCGGGCAGAGCUGUUCGUUACAGAAAUGGCGGAGGGGGAGUUGGACGUCGAUUCACUGAUUUCCAGGCUUUUAGAGGUGCGAGGAUGUCGGCCAGGGAAGAUUGUCCAGAUGACAGAGGCUGAGGUCCGCGGCCUCUGCAUCAAGUCACGAGAGAUCUUCCUUAGUCAGCCAAUCCUUCUGGAGCUGGAGGCUCCACUCAAAAUCUGUGGUGAUAUCCAUGGACAGUACACAGACCUGUUGAGGCUCUUUGAGUAUGGCGGCUUCCCCCCCGAGGCCAACUAUCUGUUUCUGGGUGACUAUGUGGACAGAGGGAAGCAGUCUUUGGAGACCAUCUGCCUGCUGCUGGCCUACAAGAUCAAAUACCCUGAGAACUUCUUCCUGCUCAGGGGCAACCACGAGUGUGCCUCCAUCAACCGCAUCUAUGGCUUCUAUGACGAGUGUAAACGCAGAUUUAACAUAAAGCUGUGGAAGACGUUCACCGACUGCUUCAACUGCCUGCCCAUCGCUGCCAUAGUGGACGAGAAGAUCUUCUGCUGUCAUGGAGGUCUCUCUCCAGACCUGCAGUCUAUGGAGCAGAUUAGACGCAUCAUGAGACCUACAGAUGUGCCCGACACAGGCCUCCUCUGUGACCUCCUGUGGUCAGACCCAGACAAGGACGUCCAGGGCUGGGGAGAAAAUGACCGUGGCGUUUCCUUCACCUUUGGAGCCGAUGUGGUCAGCAAGUUCCUCAACCGCCACGACCUGGACCUCAUCUGCAGAGCCCACCAGGUGGUAGAAGAUGGUUACGAAUUCUUUGCCAAGCGGCAGCUGGUGACACUGUUCUCAGCUCCCAACUACUGUGGGGAGUUUGACAACGCUGGCGGCAUGAUGAGCGUUGAUGAAACCCUGAUGUGCUCCUUCCAGAUCCUGAAGCCAUCUGAGAAGAAAGCCAAGUACCAGUAUGGAGGGAUGAACUCUGGUCGGCCCGUCACUCCUCCCCGCACAGCCCAACCUCCAAAGAAACGAUGAAGAAGGAAGGAGGGAAGAGGAGACGCAGAGAACAAGCAGGAGAGAGAUAAUUGUCUCCUGUUGGCUUUUCACUACACAAAAUAAGUCAAAGCAACACUUGGCAGAGGAGAAACAGAGGAACACAACUAUUUUAAGAGACACACCCAAAAAGCUGUCUUUCAUUUUCAUUUUUUUCUGAUCUUCCUCUGAACUGCUGUCACUCUUCUUCUUCCUCAAUGCUUAUUUUUUUUCUGCAUCUGUGUAACAUUUUUUAAAACUAGUGUUAAGAGAAAACAAUACCAAGGUGUCAUUCUGUCGCAUAUCAGAGUGUUUUGGUCUCUUUGUCCUUUUGCCUUUUAUUUUCUUGACAACAGAAUGACAACUAGUUUAGUUGACCACAUCUCCCUACUCCCCUGCCUAUACAGGCACAACAGGUAUUAAUGACAACUGCUGGGUUUUCAAUAAAUACAGGAAAUAAAUCCA